UUAGAUCGCUUCAGUCGUCGAUCAUUGUCGCUUGAAGAAAUAAUCGGCAAGAACAAGAAAUCCAAAUCGGGAAGACUCAUUGGCGGUUUUCGUAGUGAUGGCGUAAGCAAAUCAAGCACAGGGAAAAGUGGUGGAGCGCGGAACUUUGGGAGAUUCUCAGAUCGAACUCCAGCAGGAAAGUGGAAGCAUGACAAAUUCCAAGACGAAAGCCGAGCUUUCCGAGCGAGAGGUGGUGCGAUUGCUAAAGUGAUCGCAGGAUCGAGCAAUCCCAACAAGAAAGUGCGCGUCAAUCUGUCCAAUCUCGGACCUAACGUCGUCUCUGCUGACCUUGAGGAGCUUUUCGGUCCAUACAAUAUCGAUACUGCAACGGUGCACUUCAACGAGCAGGGUAUCUCACUUGGCACCGGCGACGUUUACUUGAAAAGGAAAGAUGCUCUGCAAAUGUUCGAAGAUUUCAAAGGCGUUUCUCUUGAUGGUAAAUUAAUAAAGAUGUUGAUUGUCGAUGGAGGAGAAGGUGUGGCUAAUGGCAUCGAGAGUCGACUGAGUAAAUUGCCUCGUCAGAGCACACGAGGAAUCCAGAAGACGUUUAGAAGAACAAGUGGAGGUGUUUCUAAUUCCUUCCUCGACCGUAUUGUGGAUGACAAACCAAGGAGAGGGGGUAUGCGUCGGCGUUCGCUUCCCGGUCGUGAAAGGAAAUCGGUGAAGUCUGUUGCUGAGUUGGAUGCAGAGCUGGAGUCGUACAUGAAUAAAGGACGGCCAAUAGAUUUGUGA
Ostertagia ostertagi is the source of this 771-nucleotide messenger RNA. Lineage: Eukaryota; Metazoa; Nematoda; Chromadorea; Rhabditida; Trichostrongylidae. The record is from the annotation of a GenBank genome assembly.